UGUAGGUGCCUCAACCAGUGGCCUCAACAGAUGUCCUCGUGUUGCCGUAACAACAAAGGUCACAGGAAUCAAAACACUGAAAAUGGCUUCGAAAGUCACGCCACAGAAUGGCCAAUCGGUUUCAGAUUCUAGGUUAUGGCAAUCUAAGGAGAAAGAGUAUUUUGAAAUGAACGAGAGAGAACUAUGGUGGCGCAGAACAAUAAAAAAUACACCCAUUCCAGGAACAUAUGAUACAAAGACAUUUAUUGAUGAGCUCAUUGCACAACCAGUCAAAAAAACAUAUGGAUUCAAAAGUGAAGGGAGAAAAAGAAAUGCUGAUCCUUCUAGGAAAGGUCAUUACUUAAUGCCUGGGCUAUAUGAUAAAAAGGAUGGCCUUGCACAUGAGCUUGGAAGAAAAAGGAUGACAUAUAACUUUGCAUCAGUUGACAGAAACGAUUUAUCUGGAGUUGUUUCAGGGACAGUUGACAAAGUGAUACAAAAAAGUCAAGUUGGUCCAGCUACCUAUGACCCUGGUUACAAACCAGUUCCUUGUUUCCCAGUCAGGGACCCUGUUUUCAAAUCACAGAGUCAAAGAUUCCCAACUAUCCAUUUCAAACCAAAAGAGGGCCCAGCUCCUGGACAAUAUGAAGCGUUUAAAGAAUCAGAAGUUAAAAAAUGUUUGAAGGCAACUGCACCAUUCAAGUCAAAGACACCUCGUUUUAUCAAACCCCACUUUCAGAAAACUCCGGGACCUGGAAGUUACACAAAAAUGAAUCAGAUACCUAUGCCAUCUCAUGUGCGGCAUCUUGGGAGAUACCAUGGCCUAUUCUUUCCACCUGGAGUUUACUGAGCCAAAAAGCUGGAAUUUGUGUCAAGCUUGUGAAGACAGGUGAAAAACUCAUUCUUUAGUGAGGUGUCAACCGAGCUGCUUAUCAAAUAUGUUCGCACAUUUGGGAAAAAAGAUGAUUGCCAGAGCAACACACAGAAAAAUGGUUGUGAAGUAAUCAUAAACAGCAUAACCCUUCAUCUGCUACCUUGAAGAACCUUUUGCAUCAACAGUAUAAUUGUAUAGAUAUUGGGCAUACAAUGACUGUGCCAUUAAUCUGUGUCUUAGCUAAAGACAAAAACUGGUAAAAGGAC
Molecule: messenger RNA, 1119 nt
Organism: Rhopilema esculentum
Lineage: Eukaryota; Metazoa; Cnidaria; Scyphozoa; Rhizostomeae; Rhizostomatidae
Product: protein STPG4
Biological process (GO): epigenetic programing of male pronucleus
Cellular component (GO): germinal vesicle; female pronucleus; male pronucleus
Molecular function (GO): histone binding; chromatin binding
Source: RefSeq, a predicted model, not a curated record